This is a messenger RNA of Setaria italica (foxtail millet), 997 nucleotides long. RefSeq names its product glycine-rich RNA-binding protein 2, mitochondrial. The transcript is spliced from 5 exons. Gene Ontology annotation, molecular function: RNA binding. The record is from RefSeq and is a predicted model, not a curated record. Bases 169 to 675 code for a protein of 168 amino acids. NCBI's taxonomy places the organism in Eukaryota, Viridiplantae, Streptophyta, Magnoliopsida, Poales, Poaceae.
GCCUCCAACCGGCGAGAUAUUUUGCGAGGCAACGCCAAGCAAAACCCUAGCCGCCGCCUUCUUCCUUUCUUAAACCCCAAGCCGCGCCUCCGCCCCUUUCAUUCUUCCCCAUUCCGCCGCCUCUCCUCGUCCGGCCUCGUCCCAUCCCAUCUUCAGGUUUAGUGUUCAAUGGCGGCCUUCAACAAGCUCGGCAGCCUUCUAAGGCACAGCGCUCUGACAAGCGGUGCCCCUGCCAGUUCGGCUCCUGCAUUGUUUAAUGCUGCUCGGCUGAUGUCCACCAAGCUUUUCGUUGGUGGUCUUUCCUGGGGUACCGAUGAUCAGACUUUGAGGCAAGCGUUUAGCACCUUUGGAGAGGUUACUGAAGCAAGGAUCAUCACAGACAGGGAGACUGGAAGGUCAAGAGGCUUUGGCUUUGUGAAUUUCAGCAACAGUGAUGAGGCCAAGGAGGCUGUGAGUAGCAUGGAUGGUCAGGAACUUGAUGGGCGGAGUGUCCGUGUGAACUUCGCUAAUGAGAGGCCGCCUGCAGGGAACCGUGGUGGUGGUGGCUAUGGUGGAGGUGGCUACAGUGGCGGCAGCGGUGGCUAUGGUGGCGGUGGCGGCUAUGGUGGCAGCGGCGGCUAUGGUGGUGGCAACCAAAGCUAUGGUUCUGGAGGAGGGGGUCAGGAUGCAUUUUAAAAAGUGCGCUGACUAUCAAAAAGAAAUAAUGGACUUUAGGACCUGAUGUGUGGCUUAUGUGAACCCUUGUUCCUGUUUACUAUUUCGUGCUCUGAAGUUGGUUAAAUGAUUACACUAGGUGCAAUUCAGGGGCUACCGAAUUUUGCCUGGUGGUGGUUUUGAAGAGUGCAAAGUUGCGUGCAUCUUCUCUCGUGAGAAGAACAGAACAAAAUUUGAGCGCAUUACUUUAGAUCCCUAUCUAUUGCAAUGUGUACAGAAGUACCAGUUGAUUAUCGAAAAAUUGGUUGCCAAUGCUAUCUAGAUUGGUUUAUGUGUUCGGUUA